This is a messenger RNA of Vigna angularis (adzuki bean), 657 nucleotides long. RefSeq names its product histone H2AX. Gene Ontology annotation, molecular function: DNA binding; protein heterodimerization activity; structural constituent of chromatin. Gene Ontology annotation, cellular component: nucleosome. The record is from RefSeq and is a predicted model, not a curated record. The transcript has 2 exons. Lineage: Eukaryota; Viridiplantae; Streptophyta; Magnoliopsida; Fabales; Fabaceae. The coding region runs from base 90 to 521 and encodes 143 amino acids.
UUGUCAUUCUUCUCACCUUCAAAAACACCAUCUCAGUCCCUUGCUUAGCGAAUUCACAAAUUUCGAUUUCAAUAUCAAAAUCAACCACGAUGAGUUCCACAGAGGUAUCAGCAGCAGCAAAGAAGGGUGGAAGGGGCAAGCCCAAGACCACAAAAUCUGUUUCUCGUUCCUCCAAAGCUGGUCUACAAUUUCCUGUUGGCCGUGUGGCUCGUUACCUCAAAGCUGGUCGCUAUGCACAGCGCGUUGGAUCCGGUUCUCCGGUUUACCUCACUGCGGUUCUUGAAUACCUUGCUGCUGAGGUUUUGGAACUUGCGGGAAAUGCCGCGAGGGACAACAAGAAGACGAGAAUUAUUCCGAGGCACAUUCAGCUUGCGGUGAGGAACGACGAGGAACUGAGCAAACUCAUGGGAUCUGUAACCAUAGCUAGCGGCGGGGUUCUGCCCAAAAUUCAUCAGAAUUUGCUGCCGAAGAAAGCUGGGAAGGGAAAAGCUGAAAUUGGAUCUGCUAGUCAGGAGUUUUAGAUUUUACGGCUUGAUGUCAUAUGUUAGAGUCUUUGAUCACUUCAAUGUAGUUUUGAUAUGCUUAUAUUAGGAUUCAGAUGGGAUGAUGUAUAGUCCUUCAGCUUGUGAAAAAUAAUUAUUUGUUUUCUCACUAUAA